This is a messenger RNA of Coffea eugenioides, 1442 nucleotides long. Its product is annotated as F-box protein At1g78100. The coding region runs from base 94 to 1146 and encodes 350 amino acids. Lineage: Eukaryota; Viridiplantae; Streptophyta; Magnoliopsida; Gentianales; Rubiaceae. The record is from RefSeq and is a predicted model, not a curated record. The transcript has a single exon. Gene Ontology annotation, molecular function: protein binding.
CUCUUUCCUCCCCUUUCUUCUCUUUUCUCUCAUUAAACAACCAACUAAAUUUCAAAAAAGAAAACCACAGCCAAAAAUUUCCCUUCCCCAGAAAUGGAGAUUAAUGUGAAGCAUCCGGCUUAUGGAUUCGAUCAGUCCGACGGGUUCGACUCCAUACCCGACCCGAUUGUCCUCCACAUCUUCAGCAAAAUCUCCGACAUCAAAACCCUAAUCCGUUGCCGCUCCGUUUCCAAAAGGUUCAAUUCGCUGGUUCCUCAAGCCGACUCGCUCCUCCUCCGAGUUGACCGAGUCAUCUCUACGACCGAUUCCGACGACGACGAUGGCGACUCCUUCUUCCUCGCCUUCCUACGAUCCAUCGUUAAAUCCCUCCAUAAUUUCAUUUCCCCAAACAAGCAUACCCAUUUUGGCAGCCCGACCAGGACUCAGAACUCUCCCACCCAGAUCCUCCGCGGGUUCGAGAACAUCCGGAGUCUCCAAAUCGAGCUCCCCUCCGGCGACCUGAGGUUGGAAAAAGGCACCACGAUUAAAUGGAAAGCGCAUUUCGGGAAGACCCUGAAGAGCUGCGUGAUUCUGGGGUUUCGCGGCGGAUCUGAGGCAGAUUUUAGCGGCGGUGGGUUGAAAAUGCGGGUGGUUUGGACGAUCAGUGCGUUAAUCGCAGCCUCGGCCAGGCAUUAUAUGAUGCUCGAUGUGAUUAGAGAGCAGACGGAUUUGUCUAAUUUGGUUGUCAAAGAUAAGGACAACGAAGGAAUGGUUGUUAUGGAUAAGGGCGGAUUGAAAGAGUGCAGAGAGCGGGGAGGAGAGGAAGAAGAGAUGAACAAUAACAACAACAACAGUAACAGCAAUCGGAGGGCAGGGGUUUGGUGGAAAAGUAAUCGGACAACUGUGCCUGCAGUUAGGAUGAGGAUGAGGCACGAGGCACGGAUGGAGCUAUCAAAUGGGGUGAAAUUGGAAGGGGCGACGUUGGUUGUUGUGAGGCCCAUAAAUGCUAGUGGAUGUGGUGGUCGCGGAGGAGGGAGUGAGGCGGAGGAGCAGAGCGGGGAUGUGGGAUUGGCGAUGGGGGCGUUCGGAGGCGAUGGAGUUUAUGGGGAGGCUAUUGAGAGGUUGCUCAAAUGCAGGAGUUAUAUUCUUGAAAUGAACUCCUUUUGAGUAAGCAACUGUAUGAUAGAGAUAUCAGUGAGUUAUAUUCUUUAGAUGAACUCUUUUUGAUUAAGGAAGUGUAUGAUAGAGAUGUCUGUGAGAUGUGUUUUGUUUCCGACUCUUUGAUAGCUAGGCGCCUUUUAUAUGGUUAAUGAUGACCUAGAACUGUCCUUGUGAUUUGUAUAUAUCCUAGUUUUUUUGUUAAUGGGAUUGUACGAGUUUUGAUGCUUGUUUGUCUGUCGAAAAUCUGAUGUACUUUCCAUGUUCUUGCAGCAGAUUAACCAUUAUGCUGUUUUUUGUGAUUA